UCUUCUUCUUCUUCUGCAUCCUCCUCCUCCUCCUCCUCCUCCUCUGCCCGGCCAUGGGCUACUUGGGGUUCCUGUCCGCACUCCGUGCCCGCGUCCGGCUGCGCAGCCUCCUCCUCCGGCAGUGCCUGGCCGAAGCGCUCGGGGUCUUCAUCCUCAUCGUGAUCACCUUGAGUGGGGCGGCGCAGUCGACCACCAGCGCGGGCGCCAAGGGCGGCUACUUCAGCUCGGCCUUCUCCGGCGGCAUCGCCGUCAUGGUGGCCAUCCACAUCUCGGGGGGCGUCUCAGGGGGGCACCUGAACCCGGCCUUCUCGCUGGCCAUGUGCCUUUUGGCCCAGUGCCCUUGGUGGAAGCUGCCCGUCUUCUCCGUCGUCCAGACUGCGAGCGCCUUCUUGGGGGCGGGCACCGUCUACGUCCUCUACUACGAUGCCAUCCAUCACUACAGCAACGGGACCCUGGCGGUGACCGGACCCCGCGAAACGGCCUCCAUCUUUGCCACGUACCCGGCUCCUUACCUGUCACUCUGGAACGGCUUCUUCGACCAGGUUCUGGGCACGGCGGUGCUGGUGGUGAGCAUCCUGGCGCUGAUUGACCCGCGCAACCGGCGCAUCCCUCCCGGCCUGGAGCCCCUGGGGGUGGCGCUGCUGGUGGUCUCGCUGGGCCUGGCCCUGGGCGCCAACUGCAGCUGCGCCAUCAACCCCGCCCGGGACCUGGGACCACGGCUCUUCACCUUCCUGGCCGGGUGGGGCCCCCAGGUCUUCAGUGCCGGGCAGGGCUGGUGGUGGGUGCCGGUGGUGGCCCCCAUGUUGGGCUCGGCGCUGGGCACGGCUACCUACCAGUUUGGGGUGGCCUUCCAUCACCCCUUGAGCCCCGAGGAAGAGGAGGAAGAGGAAGAGGAGGUGCGCCAGGCCAAGGGGAGCCCCCCGGAAAAGGAGCUGGAGAUGCCCAUUUUCGUGGUCAACACCUUUGCGGAGAAGAGCCUGGACGCGGCGAACGGGACCAGCGAGGAGGGCAAGCGCGUGGGCAGAAGGGCCCCUUCCACCCAGAAAUAGAGGCCCCCCCCACCCCCACUCUUGAGCGGAGCCAAUGUUACGGACACUGACGGGCACAGAGGAGGCAGAUGCUCCCAGAGGAGGCUACGGGCCUUGGGAAACUAGAUCUCCCAGGACCUCGUAACAUUGAGUUUAAGCAGUGCCACACUUGCAUUCUUUCCACCAUGUGUUGUAGAUGCACCCAGAGGAGGCUACGGGCCUUGGGAAACUAUAUCUCCCAAGACCCCAUAAUGUGGAGCCACGGCAGGUGGAGUGCCACUGGCUCUCUCUGGG
Molecule: messenger RNA, 1322 nt
Organism: Anolis sagrei ordinatus
Lineage: Eukaryota; Metazoa; Chordata; Lepidosauria; Squamata; Anolidae
Gene: AQP10
Product: aquaporin 10
Biological process (GO): water transport; glycerol transmembrane transport
Cellular component (GO): plasma membrane; basolateral plasma membrane
Molecular function (GO): urea transmembrane transporter activity; water channel activity; glycerol channel activity
Source: RefSeq, a predicted model, not a curated record